GCUGUUGUUUGCUCAGAGAUUGGACAAGAUGCCAAAGCAAAAGCAAAGGAAAUCCAGAAAACGAAGUAGAAGAGAACCUUCCUCGUCUUCAACAACCAGUAGUUCUUCCGGCAGUUCUAGCAAUAGUAAUGGGCAUAAACAUAAGAGAUCCAGGUGUAAGUCAAGGGAAACCGUGAGUAGCGAACAUUAUUCUACUUUUACGAGGGCCGAUCAGGGAAUACAUAUUUCGAUGGUAAUUCCAGAAUUUGAUCCGAAAAUUAAUGACAUAUCAGAGUGGUUAGAGGUUAUCAAAUAUAAUGCAGAUAUUUACAAGUGGCCUGAUAGCCUUAUUAAGUGUCAUGCUUUGAAUAAACUCAAGGGUACAGCCAAAACCUGGUAUGACAGUUUCAUUCAGGGUGACUUGGGGUGGUCUAGUUAUGCUUGGGGCCAGUGGGAGGAUAUAUUGAAAAAUACAUUCCAGAGUACACGUAAUGCUUAUCAACUGUUGAUGGAAAUGGUAAAUCAUAGACCCAGCGAAGGUGCUAUAAAUGACGUUAAUAUAACAUCAGCUGUGGAGGCAGCAAAUAUUCGAAAUCCUCAUAUUUUGGCGGCAUAUCUGAAGAACAAAACUUAUACUGGUAGGGGCAAACCGUUAAAAUCAGAGGUGCAACAGUCAAUCAAUCAAAGUGGUCGAUUGGGAGCAUCUGACAAUAUAGUCCGGUCAAGUACGAUACAUCAAAAUGUAAAUUGCACCACAGGUGGCAACAGAGGUCACGAGCGGAAUGAUUGUAAACAUAGAAAUAAGAUAUGCAAUUUUUGCAGAAUUAAGGGGCAUAUUGAGGUGAAUUGUUUCAAGAAACGAAAGAACUCAAGUGAACCAGGCAGAUGGGAUAAUUCAACUAAGUCUUCAAAAUUGGAACUAUUAGCAAUAGUCAAAACUUUGGAACGGUUCAGAUUUUAUUUAGUAGGCUAUCAGUUCCAAAUUUUUACUGAUUGCAAUGCGGUAAAGAACGCAUUAUCUAAGCAGUCGAUAAUUCCAAGAAUUGCUAGAUGGGUCUUGUCUUUACAAGAGUUUUCUUUUACCAUUCACCAUAAAGCAGGUACUCAGAUGCAACAUGUAGACGCACUUAGCCGAAACUUUAAUGAAUCUCAAAACAAAGCACAAGUCCUACUCAUCCAAGAAGAUGACUAUCUCAGGGAAGCACAGGAUCAAGAUGAAUCCAUAGUGGAAAUUAAAAAUAUUCUUUUAAGUGGGGAUGUUCAGAGUCACAAAGAUGUUUUUAAUAAUUACGAUUUAAGGGGGAACAAAGUCUAUAAGUUAACACCUUAUGGGAGAAGAUGGGUAGUCCCAAAGAAGUGUAGAUGGCAAAUCGUCAAAGCAAACCAUGACGAUAUAGGUCAUUUUGCGGUUGAUAAAACGUUAGAGAAAAUUAAGCAACGGUAUUGGUUUCCCAGAAUGAGGCAUUUCAUAACAAAAUACAUAAAUGCAUGUUUACCUUGUUUAUAUUAUAAAGAUAAAGGGGACAAAAGACCCGGGUACCUUCACUCCAUCCCAAAGUAUGCUAGACCACACCACACACUACAUAUAGAUCAUUUAGGACCUUUUGUGAACACAAAACAGGGAAACAAGUAUUUAAUAGUUGUUGUUGAUGGCUUUUCGAAAUUUGUGUAUUUAAAAGCAGUUCCUGAUACAUCUGCAAAAUACGUAAUUCAAAUGUUAACUGAAAUGUUCGCGAUGCUCGGUAACCCAAGACGACUCAUCACGGAUCUUGGAUCUGCGUUUACUUCAAAGGCCUUCGAGGAAUUUGUUGCUGCAAGAGGGAUACGGUUAUUUACAACAGCUGUUGGUCUCCCAAGAGGCAAUGGUCAAUGUGAGCGGACGAACAGAACAGUUCUAGACGCUUUAGCAACAUCUGGUUCGCAAACAAGUGAAGACAAUUGGGAUACUAAUCUUUCACAUAUACAACAAGGACUGAAUAGUACUAGACACCGUAUUACACAAAACACGCCCGCAGAAGUAAUGUUUGGUUUCCAACUACGGACUGAUAGUGACAAAUACCCUGAUGACGAUAUGGAAACAACUCUAGAUGUUACAAAAAUCCGAAAAGAGACAGCCAAACGUCUGGAACACAAUAGAAUCGAACAAGAUUUAAAAUUUAACACUAAACGUUCUCUACCUAGGUUGUACCAGGUGGGAGAUGUGGUAUUAACUAAAGUAACCAGCUUUUCAGCGAAUGAAGACAGUAAAAAGUUACGUCCUAAGUUUAGAGGACCAUUCAAGAUAGUUGAGGUUCUACCCAAUGACAGGUAUAGAGUGCAAGAAGAUCGUUUCACACAGAGGUCAAGACGACCAUAUCAAGCUGUGGUGAGUAAUGAACUACUCAAAUGUUACGCCCUCAAUGGCAUCUGUUCUGCUCUCAAUGGCAAAUGUUACGCCCUCAAUGGCAUCUGUUCUGCUCUCAAUGGCAUCUGUUCUGCUCUCAAUGGCAAAUGUUACGCCCUCAAUGGCAUCUGUUCUGCUCUCAAUGGCAAAUGUUACGCCCUCAAUGGCAUCUGUUCUGCUCUCAAUGGCAAAUGUUACGCCCUCAAUGGCAUCUGUUCUGCUCUCAAUGGCAAAUGUUACGCCCUCAAUGGCAUCUGUUCUGCUCUCAAUGGCAAAUGUUACGCCCUCAAUGGCAUCUGUUCUGCUCUCAAUGGCAAAUGUUACGCCCUCAAUGGCAUUGUUCUGCUCUCAAUGGCAAAUGUUACGCCCUCAAUGGCAUCUGUUCAGCUCUCGAUGGCAACUGUUACGCCCUCAAUGGCAAGUUUUGCUCUCGAUGACGAAUGGUCGUCCUCGAUAGCAAAUGGUGUUGAUGGCAAUAGGUAUAGGUGUUUCCUAAAUAACUUAAUAUUUUCAGACGUUCGGGACGAACGUGACGUCAGGAUGGCCGUGCAGUCCCACUCUAUGUCUGUCGCUGCUGACCGGCAGAUCGACGGUGGCUGGGGGAAGAUGACACGACGCGAAGACGCCAAGACUCCAAGGCGCAUGGGAAAAGUGUUGAAACAACCUAUACCACCCGUUCAAGUUUCCACGAUCCAGUGGCCUCUAGCUGUACAGAUAUCUGCGUUAAAGUUAUUUCUGAGAAGGAUAUCGCUAGUGAUAAAGACAAAGGUCUCUCUUUUCUGCUGCUCUAUUGACCCUGGACCUUGUGUAAUGGUUGCUGGAGCGCUAGUAUCUCUCUUCUAUGCGGAGGAAAAUACAAAUAGUAACCUGGCGAAAUAA
Messenger RNA from Acanthoscelides obtectus, 3241 nucleotides. The record is from the annotation of a GenBank genome assembly. NCBI's taxonomy places the organism in Eukaryota, Metazoa, Arthropoda, Insecta, Coleoptera, Chrysomelidae.